ACUUCACAGAUAACAUAGACGGAGAACAUAAAUAACAUAAUCAUAAUUAGUGUCAUUUUAUAUAUUUGAAAUGGUGGUCGUGUGUCGUGUAUUUUUCUAUAGUGAGUUUAUUUGAACUGUCUUCGUUUUUAAAUAAUCUUGCAAUGUUUUCUAUAAUCACUAAGUAGGCUUGGAUCUGACGCGUACAUAUAUAACAUUGCAUUCUUUUGUUGUAUACGAAGACCGAAUCAAUGCGUGUGAUCGACCGUCCGUUGUAGGAAAUCGGAACCCAUCCAACCCCUAGUUUUCUGAAAAACAGUGCGUUUUUUGUGUGAAGUUCUACCGUGUCAGUGUAUGCGAACGGCGCCCGUUGAUUCUACGCUUGAUAUGGAAUUGUAAGCGGUGCUGGGAGGAAAUUAUUUUGUCGUGAAAACUCCGAUGGAUUUUUGAUAGCUUGUCACAGUCCGCAUCAGGAUGAUGGUGGAGACCAUUCUCGAGUCCUCACAGGACUUUGGGAUGUCGAACGGCACUCUACCACAAUGGAAGCGCGAGUUGCUGCAGCGCCGUGCCGCCCGGGCCCGGCCCCCCCUGGCGCCGGUUCCUCCCGCGCCCCCGCCGCCCGUCCCGCCCGCCGCAGACGACGACGAGGAGCUCCGCUACGGGCCCGGCAUCGUCAAGCGUCUUAAGUCCAGAUACCUCAGCCUCGCCCUCCGAGAGGCGCCGCGCCGACGACCCUCUGUCCUCCGCCGCGCCGCAUCCCUCGAACACCUCCUGGACGAGCGUCCUCCGCCCGCCCCUCGCCAGCACGCUCGGCCCGCCCGCCCGGUGUCCAUGGCGGUCCCCAGCUCCGGCCCGCACUCCGCCCCCGUCCCGCGGCGUGAAUCCGUGAAGCGCGCGCGGUCCGUGGACGCCCUCAGCCGCCUCGACUCCCGGGACGAGUCUCCUCACGUUCAGCUACAGUCGUCCCUCCAGCCGCCUCCUCGGCCACCGCCGCCGCCGCCCUCACCGCCGCCCCUCACGCCGAGGGCCACCCGACCUCCCCGCCGCCCGGCGCCUCUGCUCCGGGAGGCCGAGCGCCCCCCGGCUGACCUGGUCCGGUCGACCCUGAGAAAGUUCGAGUCCGCCCCUCCACGCCGCACGGCCCCGGCGGCUCGGGUGUCCGCCGUGCUGCGGGGCCUCGAAUCCCUGCCGCGAAGCUCGACCCCGGAGCCCCGAGGACGUUCGCCGAGCCCGGCCGCCACGGACCUCUCCGCCAUAGACGAGCCGGAGACGUCGACGACGCCUGCCCCCAGCGAGACCAAGCAGGUGUCCAAGCGGGCUCUGGAAAGCAUCGCACGGGCGGGGUCGUCCGUGCUCUACUCGUUCACGUCGGGAGGCACGGGCUCGCACUUACCGCCGCUCGCCGCAUGCAAUACGGUGCUGGUGGGUCGAGCGAGACGAGUGGGCGUCAUCAGGCCCAUGCCGGCCCAGACCCUCGAGCCGGCCGAGGACGAGACGGACGACAAGCCGGAGGACGUGCGGAUCGUAAUAUCGCCGCCGCCCUUAGAGGACGACUCGCAGAAUAAGGAGCGGACGACCUCCGCCCCGCACGACCCUCGACCGACAACACCGACGGAGGAAAGUGUUCCGACGACUCCCUACCCCGCCGUGGCGCAGGACGCGGACGACGCGAGGCCCGCCCCAGCACCUCAGACAGAGACGCCAAAGAUACCUCCUCUGAAACCGACGAUUAAUGGCCACGCUACCUCCGCGAAAUCUGACGAAUCUAAAGUCGACAGAUCCUUCUCCAAGAUAGGGGCGGCCGGGAUAGAGCGAGCCUGGACCGGCGACCUCGAGAAGAAACAGAAAGGAGACGGCGAGGUGAAGAGUCCCUGGGGCGCCACCCGGGCCCCGCGGCCCCCCGCGCCCGCCGCCACCUCCGUGGUGUUCAACUUCUCCAACCGGAAGGAAGUCCCCGACUACGUCGAGAACGACGGCACCAUCAGGAGAGUCAACAGGAGGAACAUAUUCAAGGCGGGUGAGGCGGGCAUCGUGGUGCUCCGCCCCGAGGCCCUGGAGGCAGGCUCUGAGUCUGAGGAGGAGCUGCGGCCCUCGUCCCCGCCGUCUCCUGUGAGCGUGAAGUUCGUUAACGACAACGUUCUCAUGAACGGACGCUCCUCCAUCGCCUCGCGACCGCCGAACCUCAGCAGGACACUAAAGUUGAAGCUGCAGUUCGACGACUCCCUCACCCGCACCUUCGAGUACCCCUCGGAGACUUCCCUGGCGGAGGACGGCACCGCAGCCCCUGCAACCCCCGCAGCCCCCUCUUCGCCCGGAACACUCGCCGCCAACACACACAUAGUGUCGGCGUCUCUGUGCGGGUACACUCCCAGCAAGACCUGCGCGGACACGUUCGUGCUGGGACUGGCGCCGAGGCGAGCCGCUGAGGAGCAUCAAGAACCCACACGGAGCGAGGCCCUUCAGAACGGUUCGGCGGCGUGCGGAGACGAGGACGACGAGAGGUCGGAGGACGUGCGGCCCUGCGGAGCCAGCGACGCCCGGGCCUGGAGCGAGGCCCGGACGCACACCGACCUGCUGUUUUGAAGAACGCCAUCACGGACGGGCGGGGCAGAGGCGUGGAGUCCUGACACGCGACGGACCGACGCCGGCGCUGCCGACCGCCGGGCGCCAAACAUGUCAAUAGAUAUUCAUAGAAAAGCCUUAUUUUUGUAAGAAUGUUCGUCGACGACGUCUGCUCAAUAUUAUUAUUACAUAUUAUAUAAGUACGUAGCGAGUAGCGAGUAGCGAGUAGCGGGUAGCGGGUAGGGAGAAGCCGGCUCCCCGUGUGGUGGGGACGAACUGACAGGUUACGACGCAUGCGACGCCGAAACACGCCCGCCGCCCGCCGCGGCCAGGGCUCGGCGGCCAGGGGAGUCGUUCCUAACGAAUUCAUUCCUAAAUUUUUGAUAUUGCCAGUUUAUACAAUUUUUAUAUUUUAUACAAAUGUGAAGUGAUACGACGUCAGGGAGGCUUCUGAUAUGAAGAGGUACAAAGGAAGGCACAGCCGCCCGAGGGAGGGAGGGCUCCCGAGCAUUUAAUGUAGCGUAGUGUUAGUGUCAUAGGUCCGGCGUCUGCCACACUUGCCAAUGCCUAGGUUAUCGUUUCUGGAGUCGUCAGUAGUGUAAGUGUCUCGCGGGCCGGCCGUGUGCUGAGCCCGCUCUAUAAGUCGACCGUAUUGUAUUGUAUGCUUCGAGUCAGGGCGGGGGCGCCGCCGCGCCCGCGUCCGGCCGCCCUCCGCCUCAUGUAACCGUAUUAAAUACUGAGUAACGA
This is a messenger RNA of Danaus plexippus (monarch butterfly), 3288 nucleotides long. It is a transcript of the gene bif, whose product is annotated as ras-associated and pleckstrin homology domains-containing protein 1. Gene Ontology annotation, biological process: neuronal signal transduction; chemotaxis. Gene Ontology annotation, molecular function: microtubule binding. The coding region runs from base 454 to 2562 and encodes 702 amino acids. The record is from RefSeq and is a predicted model, not a curated record. Lineage: Eukaryota; Metazoa; Arthropoda; Insecta; Lepidoptera; Nymphalidae. The transcript has 7 exons. Gene Ontology annotation, cellular component: rough endoplasmic reticulum membrane; nuclear membrane.